ACAGGUUUUGACUACCCAGUGUAAUACAGAGAGAGGGUGAGAGUGAGGGAGAAGACCCACAUCACCAUAAACAAUGAGUGAAGGACCAAAACUCUACACCAACAGACCCAAAAAAGCCCAGGUGAAGCAAUUUCUGCAACAACAACAAAUGAAAGGUACUGGUUUAUCAGCAUCAUCGUCGCCAAUGGGUGCGCAGUCUUCUCCGCCGCCUCCCCCGCAGCCGAAGGAGUCUUUUGUUCGGCGUUACAAAUUCAUGUGGCCUCUUCUCUUGACCGUCAAUCUCGCUGUUGGAGCUUACAUUUUUAUGAGAACAAGAAAGAAAGAUACAGGCAUAGAGGAAGAAGUUGCAGCAGCUGUUGUCACUACUCCAGUUUCAACUACGGCUGCUACAACUGCCCCAGCUCCGGUUAUUGAAAAACCAUUACCAUCUCCACCUAUCAUGGCACCUGUGAAGUUGCCUGACCCGAUUCCAGAGAACCAACAGCGUGAGAUUUUCAAGUGGUUAUUGGAAGAGAAGAGGAAGGUCAAGCCAAACAAUCCUGAAGAGAAGAAGCGCAUUGAUGAAGAAAAAGCGAUUCUGAAACAGUUCAUUCGAGCAACAUCCAUCCCAACUUUCUGAUUGUUGAACAUAUAUUCUUGUUUGUUCAAACUGAAGAUUGAAUCAAAUUUCUUUUCUGGAUGAUGAAGUUUGUACCUUGUUCCUUUGGAAUAUUGUGAAUAAUCAAUCAUUUUCCUGAAAACAUGUGCCUUUAGGGAUGAAAUCUGCCAGAUUGUCUUUUUCUU
Molecule: messenger RNA, 783 nt
Organism: Vitis riparia (riverbank grape)
Lineage: Eukaryota; Viridiplantae; Streptophyta; Magnoliopsida; Vitales; Vitaceae
Exons: 3
Coding region: 74-619 (181 amino acids)
Source: RefSeq, a predicted model, not a curated record